AUGAACUUGAACAUGAACUUGAAAAUGAACUUGAACAUGAACUUGAACAUGAACUUGAACAUGAACUUGAACAUGAACUUGAACAUGAACUUGAACAUGAACUUGAACAUGAACUUGAACAUGAACUUGAACAUGAACUUGAACAUGAACUUGAACAUGAACUUGAACAUGAACUUGAACAUGAACUUGAACAUGAACUUGAACAUGAACUUGAACAUGAACUUGAACAUGAACUUGAACAUGAACUUGAACAUGAACUUGAACAUGAACUUGAACUUGAACAUGAACUUGAACAUGAACUUGAACAUGAACUUGAACAUGAACUUGAACAUGAACUUGAACAUGAACUUGAACAUGAACUUGAACAUGAACUUGAACAUGAACUUGAACAUGAACUUGAACAUGAACUUGAACAUGAACUUGAACAUGAACUUGAAAAUGAACUUGAACAUGAACUUGAACAUGAACUUGAACAUGAACUUGAACAUGAACUUGAACAUGAACUUGAACAUGAACUUGAACAUGAACUUGAACAUGAACUUGAACAUGAACUUGAACAUGAGCUUGAACAUGAACUUGAACAUGAACUUGAACAUGAACUUGAACAUGAACUUGAACAUGAGCUUGAACAUGAACUUGAACAUGAACUUGAACAUGAACUUGAACAUGAACUUGAACAUGAACUUGAACAUGAACAUGAAAUUAAGCUCCGAAUCGCCGAAAAACGCUUCUGAAGGACAGAAACCGCAUUUUAAAAUUGAAACGGAUUACGGACCUCAGCUGUGUAUGUUUGGAUUGUAA
Molecule: messenger RNA, 801 nt
Organism: Uranotaenia lowii
Lineage: Eukaryota; Metazoa; Arthropoda; Insecta; Diptera; Culicidae
Product: asparagine-rich protein-like
Exons: 2
Coding region: 1-801 (266 amino acids)
Source: RefSeq, a predicted model, not a curated record